This is a messenger RNA of Rubroshorea leprosula, 687 nucleotides long. The record is from the annotation of a GenBank genome assembly. Lineage: Eukaryota; Viridiplantae; Streptophyta; Magnoliopsida; Malvales; Dipterocarpaceae.
AUAGAGGGUUGCCAGAGAACUGAUGUUUCAAAGGAAAAGAAGCAUGCUGCUAACAAGGCUAUAUUGGUUGAGAUGUUUUUGUUUGCUCUUCUAUCCUCCACCAUUUAUAUACUUAAUGCUGAUUGGGGAUGUAGUUUUUGCUUCAGCUCUUCACAUACUUGGUCAGCGUGGCAUACAGUCAUUCUUGGUGUUGCUUCUGCCCUAUGCAAUUGUAUCGCUCAUGGGAGAAGGCUUUUUUCCAACCUCGGAAGCUUUAAUGCGUACUGCAGUCGUGGAGGACUCUGCCCAUAUCAAUGACAAUCUAGACUGUCAAAAUAAGGAAAAUAGCCGUCCAAUGCUUGAGUAAUCCUUCUAUUACUAGAUCUACCUUCCCUGCUAGUCAGAAGAGCUUCCACCAGGGGCGAAAUCUAUGUUGUCCUCCAGAAUCUUCUGUGCAAUUAAGGUGUAUUUGUACAUGCUUUCCAGUUCUGAAGGUAAAGAAAUUUCUUAUUGCCUUUUCCAUCUAUCACCAUAGCAUCAGGAGGAUGUCUGCCUUUUACCCAAGUUCCUGUCGAGUACCUGAAAAUGAUUAGAAGGCCAUUUUGUUGUUCAGAGUAUGGAGCAUUCAAGCUUGGUAGUCUCUACAAGAAGAUGAAUGAUUGCUAUGGUAACUGAUGGAAAAGGCAAUAAGAAAUUGGUCCACCUGUG